Messenger RNA from Tripterygium wilfordii, 939 nucleotides. RefSeq names its product high mobility group B protein 7-like. The record is from RefSeq and is a predicted model, not a curated record. NCBI's taxonomy places the organism in Eukaryota, Viridiplantae, Streptophyta, Magnoliopsida, Celastrales, Celastraceae. The coding region runs from base 127 to 747 and encodes 206 amino acids. The transcript is spliced from 8 exons.
UCUCUCUCUCCAUCCCUCUCUUUAUUUCAAUCGAUUCAGUGUGAGACGCUUUUUCUCCAUCUACGAAACAAAUCUCGCUUUGAGCCUUCGCUUCCUCAGUCUCUGCACUUAGAAGAAGAUUGAGAUAUGGCCGGUUCGUCGAAAUCAAUCCAACCGAAGCCAAGGAAGAGAGUGGAGGUCGAGACUGGAUCUGGGAGUGGCAAUUCCUUGGUUCGAGGCAAAGACGGUAGCGCCUUCGCCCGCUGUGAAGAGUGCAACAAGGAUGUGCCAGUGGCUCUUAUAAGCUUUCACAACUGUAGUCUGGAUGCUAAAAUCAAGAUGAACUUGGAGGCUCAAGUCAUAGAAAAUCCUGCUGAAGUUAAGAAGCCAACUGAGAGGAAGAAGCCCAGAUUAACAGAGCCAAAAGCCAAAAAGGCUAAGAAGGAAAAUGGGAAGAGUGGGAAGAAGCGCCCUCCCACUGCCUUCUUUGUCUUCUUGAGUGAUUUUAGGAAAACUUAUAAAGAAGCCAAUCCAGACUCUAAACUUGUUAAGGAGGUUGCAAAGCAAGGUGGAGAAAAAUGGAAGUCUAUGAGUGAUGAAGAGAAGAAGCCUUAUCUGGACAAAGCUGCUGAGCUCAAGGCAGAGUAUGAGAAGGCCCUGGAGAGUAACAGUGGUGACGAAAAUGAAAAUGAAAAUGGCAGUAAAAAUGAUGAGGAAGGUUCAGAUAAGGAAGUAGCAGAGGUACAAGAAGUGUCUGAUGAGGAGUAGAAUACUUGUGUUUUUUUAGCUGAGGCAACUCUUCGAUACUUGCCCAUGGAGUAAUGUAAAUUUUGGAUCUCCUUUGAUCAAUGUUAGGUAUCUAGAUGUCCAUGCUAAAUUGAUUUCUCUGGUGACUAGUUAAUGUGCUAAUCUUCCAUUCAUUUGGCUUGGUUGUACCUUUUAUGAAUGUUUUUGAAGGGU